UUUCUCUUUUCCGAGUGUUUUUGAAUGCAUCUUUUCUACAGGUCGUGACGUCACAGCGUGUAUCCGGUCUUCUUCUUGUCGUGUGGUGGCAGCUUCCAGAGCCAUCGAAGAUGACUACAGCUGCAAGACCAACGUUUGAGCCGGCGAGAGGAGGGAGGGGUAAAGGAGAAGGUGAUCUGAGUGCUCUGUCCAAGCAGUAUUCAAGUCGAGAUCUUCCAGGUCACACGAAGAUCAAGUACAGACAACCCACCCAGGAUGCCCCUGAGGAGGUGCGUGCCCGUGACUUCCGCAGGGAGCUGGAGGAGAGGGAGCGUGUAGCUGUACGUGACAAGACCAGAGAAAGAGGACCAAGAGAGCACACCACAUCAUCAUCAUCUUCAUCAUCCUCUUCAAAGAGGCCCAGACUGGAUCAAAUCCCAGCAGCCAACUUGGACGCUGACGACCCUCUAACCGAUGAUGAUGAAGACGAGGACUCCGAGGAGGACAGCGAUGACGACGACACCGCAGCUCUUCUGGCAGAGCUGGAGAAGAUCAAGAAGGAGCGCGCUGAAGAGCAAGAACGCAAAGAGCGAGAGCAAAAGGCAGAGGAGGAGAGGAUUCGCAUGGAGAAUAUCUUGAGUGGCAAUCCGUUGAUUAAUUUGGCAGGACAACAGCAACAACAACAGAUGAGCCAGACUCAGACCACAUUCAGGGUCAAGAGAAGGUGGGAUGAUGACGUUGUGUUCAAGAAUUGCGCCAAAGGAGUGGACGAAGCACGGAAGGAGAAACGUUUUGUCAACGACACGCUGCGCUCCGAGUUUCACAAGAAAUUUAUGGAGAAAUAUGUAAAGUAAAGGACUUGAUGUGGCUGCAUUUUAUUUUUCUUCUAAUUUCUCUGGUCUGCGCUCUCCGGCUGUCCAAAUACAUCCUGUAUUCAAAUUAGUAUCUGUACAGUCAGCACGUAAACUGUUGUAUAUAAAUGAGUUGGUGAGUUACAUCCUUUGAAUAAAGCUUCUGAAAAAUGUCAUUUGUUAAAUGUGAUUCAACAAAAACAACAAGUUUCCAUAGUUUUUAAAAAAAAUUCAUUUCAAUAAACUGGCUUGUGUUUAAAAUGGA
Messenger RNA from Larimichthys crocea (large yellow croaker), 1095 nucleotides. RefSeq names its product CWC15 spliceosome associated protein homolog (gene cwc15). Lineage: Eukaryota; Metazoa; Chordata; Actinopteri; Sciaenidae. Bases 111 to 833 code for a protein of 240 amino acids. Gene Ontology annotation, molecular function: RNA binding. The record is from RefSeq and is a predicted model, not a curated record. Gene Ontology annotation, biological process: mRNA cis splicing, via spliceosome. Gene Ontology annotation, cellular component: catalytic step 2 spliceosome. The transcript is spliced from 7 exons.